This is a messenger RNA of Marmota monax (woodchuck), 1767 nucleotides long. RefSeq names its product ketohexokinase (gene Khk). Gene Ontology annotation, biological process: fructose metabolic process. The transcript has 9 exons. The coding region runs from base 424 to 1533 and encodes 369 amino acids. The record is from RefSeq and is a predicted model, not a curated record. Gene Ontology annotation, molecular function: ketohexokinase activity. Lineage: Eukaryota; Metazoa; Chordata; Mammalia; Rodentia; Sciuridae.
CGAGCUAGCGGAGGUUGGGGCUACUAGCUCAGGGCUGCGGCGGCCAGACCAGGCUCCACGCCAUUGUCCAGGGUCAGGAGUCAGAGCUGCAGGUGCAGGACAGGGCGGGCCAGGUGGCGCAUUACUAGCGCCUUUCGCGUUGUAUUCUUGGGAUUGCCUAGCUGCGCUCUAGAGGUUUGCAUCCGCCCAGUGAGGAAACUGAGGGCGAGAAGUGGGAGGAGGUGCCAUCUGCAGGGCCAGGCCAUCUGCACCCCUCCCCACUGCACUUCUCCGGGGACGCCGCAGGCGCUUCCCUGAAGGAGGAGCCCCGCGCGCGGAGGAGGAGCCAGGGCAGCCCCCGGGAGCCAGAACACCAUUCUCCAGGAUAAGAGACAGAUUCUGACAGGCACCCCGCCACGGGCAGGAGGUUCGGGGCACAGCCUCAUGGAAGAGAAGCAAAUUCUAUGCGUGGGGCUGGUGGUGCUGGAUAUCAUCAAUGUGGUGGACAAGUACCCGGAGGAAGACACGGAUAGCAGGUGUCUCUCCCAGAGAUGGCAACGUGGAGGCAACGCGUCCAACUCCUGCACCGUUCUGUCCCUGCUCGGAGCCCCCUGUGCCUUCAUGGGCUCGCUGGCCUCUGGCCCUGUUGCCGAGGUCCCUAGUGGCCCUGCCCUCCAGUCCCCCAAACCCUUGCCGAACUGCACCUCCCCUGGGUUACUCCACCCUGGCAGUUUUGUCCUGGAUGACCUCCGUCGCUAUUCCGUGGACCUACGCUACACGGUCUUUCAGACCUUGGGCUCCAUCCCCAUCUCCACAGUCAUCAUCAACGAGACCAGUGGUAGCCGCACCAUCCUCCAUGCCUACAGCUUCCUGGUGGCUGACUUCAGGCGGCGAGGCAUAGAUGUGUCUCAUGUGGCCUGGCAGAGUAGGGGGGACACCCCCUGCUCUUGCUGCAUCGUCAACAACUCCAGUGGCUCCCGUACCAUUGUGCUCUACGACACGAACCUACCAGAUGUGUCUGCUAAGGACUUUGAGAAGGUGGAUCUGACGCGGUUCAAGUGGAUUCACAUUGAGGGCAGGAAUGUUUCAGAACAGGUAAAGAUGCUGCAGCGGAUAGAGCAGCACAAUGCCAGGCAGCCUCCAGAGCAGAAGAUCCGGGUGUCCGUGGAGAUAGAGAAGCCCCGAGAGGAGCUGUUCCAGCUGUUUGGCUAUGGGGAGUUGGUGUUUGUCAGCAAAGAUGUGGCCAAGCACCUGGGGUUCCAGUCAGCAGUGGAAGCCCUGAGGGGCUUGUAUGGUCGUGUGAGGAAAGGGGCCACCCUUGUCUGUGCCUGGGCUGAGGAGGGUGCUGAUGCCCUGGGCCCUGAUGGCCAGCUGCUCCAUUCGGAUGCCUUCCCACCACCCCGGGUAGUGGACACUCUGGGGGCUGGAGAUACCUUCAAUGCCUCUGUCAUCUUCAGCCUCUCCCAGGGCAAGAGCAUGCAGGAGGCACUGAGAUUUGGCUGUCAGGUGGCUGGCAAGAAGUGUGGCCUGCAGGGGUUUGAUGGCAUCGUGUGAGAGCCAUGUGGCAGGAGACACUGGCUCAUCAUCUCCCGUGAAGGCUGGCAUCACUGGCUACCAUUGCCUUCGCCCUUCUGUCUAGCCUGGCAUCCAGGCUGCCCUGAACCCAGGCAGAUGUGGUCAGUAGGAAGGACUCUGCUUGGGUCCUGUGUCCUUUGUCCUUCCCUUUCCCCAUAUCUCACCCUGCAGAGCCUCAGAUCAAAUAAAUCUUCCCCUGAGCCAGUUUCCUCU